Messenger RNA from Colius striatus (speckled mousebird), 1468 nucleotides. RefSeq names its product coiled-coil-helix-coiled-coil-helix domain containing 3 (gene CHCHD3). Gene Ontology annotation, cellular component: mitochondrion; MICOS complex. The record is from RefSeq and is a predicted model, not a curated record. The transcript has 8 exons. Gene Ontology annotation, biological process: inner mitochondrial membrane organization. Bases 55 to 762 code for a protein of 235 amino acids. NCBI's taxonomy places the organism in Eukaryota, Metazoa, Chordata, Aves, Coliiformes, Coliidae.
CCGCGAGUCUCCUUGGGGCCGUCCCUGGCAGCGGCCUGGUGGUGCCGGGCGAAGAUGGGCGGCGGGAGCAGUACCCGGCGUGUCACCUUCGAGGCGGAUGAGAAUGAGAACAUCACGGUGGUGAAGGGCGUGCGGCUGUCUGACAGUGUCAUUGAUCGUAUGAAGGAACCUUCUUCACCCAGUGGAAGACCCCAGCACCGAUCAGCAUCUGGUGCAGUUAAUGAUGAAGAACUAAAGAAAAGAAUAGCUGAAGAACUGGCAUUAGAACGAGCCAGGAGAGACUCUGAAGCUCAGAAAAGAAGAUUAAAACAAGAGCAAGCAUAUGUCCGUGACGAGUUUGGCAAACUUCUGGAACGGGAGAGGAUUUCAUCCAACGAGCAUUUGACUCGAGCCAUUCUUCACGAGAGAGCGGCGACGGAGGAGGAGCGGCAGAAGGCACAGCGUUAUGCCAAGCAGCUGGAAGAGAAAGACAGAGAACUGAAGAAGCAUGAUGCCUACUACAAAGAGCAGCUGGCUCGACUGGAAGAAAGGAGUGCCCAGUUCUACAAAGUGACCACAGAGCAAUACCAAAAAGCUGCUGAUGAAGUGUCAUCUCGGUUCAAGCGAUACGAGUCCCAUCCGAUCUGUGCUGAGCUCCAGGAUAAAAUCCUCCAGUGUUAUCAGCAACACCCUCAGGAGACCCUCAGCUGCUCUGCCCUGGCUAGCCAGUACCUGCAUUGUGUCAAUCAGGCCAAACAGAGCAUGCUUGGGAGAGGAGGAUAAAGGCACUGUCCAAAUCAAGCACAAGACCAUCAACUCUAAUUUCAGCAGAAGAGCAUUUUUUUUUCCCCCCAAAAAUGAUAUGACAGCCCAUUUACAGGGCAGACCAAUAAAGAGAAGAACUGGAAGAGCCAUUUCAAGAGCAGCAGCCAUCACAGUUCAAUCAACGUGACCAUUUGAAAAGCCAAGACCUGUAUCUUAUUACAUCAGAAAUCACACACCCCAAGACACUGUUCGGCCGUAGUAAAAUCCACUUACUGGUGAUUGAAGGAAGGAAAAGAAAAGAACCUUUCACUGACCUUAGAAAGGAGAAAUAUCCUUCAAAUGCUGCUGUUUCAUCAUAGAAUCUCCUCAAAGCCUUCCCUCUGUCAAAGGCACAGGUAUGUAACCCUUGCUGUGCCGGGCUGCGGUGGCACCCCGAGCGACUCGGCUGCUGCUCCUCACCCUGCAGCCUGUGUUUGUUGCUCCUACUCAAGUUUUCCUUACAGUGUAUGGUGAUGUCAGUUGUGCUUUAACUUACCUCACAAAUGUAACUUAAUGAAGGCUCUCUGCAGGCCCUUCUGCUGGAAGGGUGUUAAUGAUCCAACCCUUCAGAUGUAACACGGCCUUUACUUGUGUGAAAUGGUUCGGUUGUGCUCCUGACUCCUUUCAAGUGCUGACUGAAUAUGCCUCACUCUGUACCAACAAUAAAUGUCUUUUAUGCACAAGA